UUACUUCUCCGUGAUUGGCUAAUAGCGCUGUCGGUCAGCUCUGUUGCGAUAGCGAUGGGCGGGGCCCAAGUGGAAUUUGUCUGUAGCACCUCUAGGUAGUUUGGCAGCGGUGGGAUAAAGAAAGGCGAGACCGGACAAAUUAGAGCGCAGCGCAGCGGCCUUCACCGUUUACGCCUAUUUUGAGCCCGGUUUCGCCCACUAAAGCUUCGUGUGGGGCCAAGUUCCCACUUAAACUUUACCUUGUCGCUGGGCCAGGAAAAUGAAGAUGAUUGUUGAUUUCGAGGAGUGCCUCAAGGAUUCUCCCCGCUUCAGGGCAUCUUUAGAAGAUGUUGAAGGUGAUGUGUCCGAGUUAGAAAUUAAGCUUGAUAAGCUUGUGAAACUUUGCAUUGGAAUGAUUGAUGCUGGAAAAGCUUUCUGUGCUGCCAAUAAGCAGUUUAUGAAUGGAAUUCGGGACCUUGCACAGUAUUCUAGCAAAGACUCUGUGAUUGAAAGCAGCUUGACAAAGUUUGCAGACAGUUUACAAGAGAUGAUCCAGUACCAUGCAAUGCUAUUUGACCAAGCCCAACGAUCAAUCAAAACACAGCUUCAAACGUUUGUUAAAGAGGAUCUUAAAAAAUUCAAAGAUUCCAAAAAGCAAUUUGAUAAGGUCAGUGAAGAAAAAGAAACUGCUUUGGUGAAAAAUGCACAAGCUCAAAGACCCAAACAACAUGAGGUGGAAGAAGCAACCAACAUUUUAGUAGCCACACGGAAAUGCUUCCGACACAUUGCUCUGGAUUAUGUCCUACAGAUUAAUGUACUCCAAUCAAAACGAAGGUCUGAAAUUUUAAAGUCUAUGUUAUCCUUCAUGUAUGCCCACCUGACCUUCUUCCAUCAGGGCUAUGAUCUUUUCAGUGAGCUGGAGCCAUAUAUGAAGGAUCUGGGUGUACAGUUAGAUAAUCUUGUUGGUGAUGCUGCAAAGGAGAAAAGAGUUAUGGAAAUUAAACACUCAACAAUUCAGCAAAAGGAUUUUGCUGAUGAUGACCCCAAACUUGAUUGUAAUGUUGAUACAACCAGUGGCAUUGUUAUGGAAGGAUACCUCUUUAAACGAGCCAGCAAUGCCUUCAAAACGUGGAACAGGAAAAAGCCAGACCACACCAGGCGCUGGUUUUCAAUCCAGAAUAAUCAACUAGUUUACCAGAAGAAAUUUAAGGAUAACCCAACUGUAGUUGUUGAAGAUUUACGACUUUGUACGGUGAAACAGUGUGAAGACAUUGAAAGGCGUUUCUGCUUUGAAGUGGUUUCACCAACCAAAAGCUGCAUACUGCAGGCUGACUCUGAUAAACUGAGACAGGCAUGGAUCAACGCUGUUCAAACCAGCAUUGCCACAGCUUAUAGAGAAAAAGGAGAUGAAGCAGAGAAAUCUGAGAAGAAGCCAUCUGUCUCUAUUACUAGUCCAUUAUCUGAAGCAAAAGAGAACCUAGUUAAAGGGGAGAGCGCACUUCAACGGGUUCAAUGUAUCCCUGGCAAUACAAGCUGCUGUGACUGUGGGCUUUCAGAUCCCUGCUGGGCCAGUAUUAAUUUGGGCAUUACCUUAUGCAUUGAGUGUUCAGGAAUACACAGGAGUCUUGGGGUGCACUUCUCCAAAGUGAGAUCUCUGACUCUAGACACAUGGGAACCUGAGCUUCUAAAGUUAAUGUGUGAAUUGGGAAAUGAUGUAGUAAACAGUAUAUAUGAAGCUGGAGUGGAAAAAAUGGGUGUCAAAAAACCUCAGCAUGGGUGUCAAAGGCAGGAGAAAGAAGCAUAUAUCAGAGCAAAGUAUGUGGAAAAAAAGUUUGUGGAUAAGCACUCUGAGUCUUUACUAGUGGUCUUCAAAAGAAGCCCUUCCGUGAGAAACAAGGAUGACCAUCUCAGUGUUGCUGAUAAAGGCCUCCAAUCAGAGCCAUUGACAAGAAUGCCUUCCAGCAGUUCAGUGAAAAGCAAUGACAGUGGGAUACAGUUCAGUGCUGAUUGUAGCCAGGAAGGUUUAGCAGGGACGGCAUCUUGCAAUAGUCUGUUUGAUCAAGAUGGAGAGAAGAAAGUUGAAAAACGAGAUUCUUCAGUGUUUCAGGAAUCAAAUGUAAAAAAGCUCCUGCCUGGGCCUCGGUUGUACCAAGCUUCUUAUGAGGGAAAUCUUCCAGGCAUGGCUGAGGCAUUAGCUCACGGGGCUGAAGUAAACUGGGUGAACACAAAAGAAAACAAUGGCACACCACUUAUACAAGCUGUGCGCGGGAGUUCUUUGGUAACAUGUGAGUUCCUGCUUCAGAAUGGUGCCAGUGUUAAUAAUUGUGAUAUUAAAGGAAGAGGACCACUGCAUCAUGCAACACUGCUUGGCCACACAGGGCAAGUUUGCUUGUUUCUAAAGCGAGGAGCAAAUCAACAUGCAAGUGAUGAAGAUGGGAAAGACCCUUUAACAAUUGCAAUAGAGACAGCUAAUGCAGAUAUAGUGACACUAUUGCGGUUGGCCCGUAUGAAUGAAGAGAUGCGUGAAUCAGAAGGACUUUACGGACAGCCAGGGGAUGAAACCUACCAGGACAUUUUCAGAGAUUUUUCCCACAUGGCGUCUAACAACCCUGAAAAAUUAAACCGGUUCCAUCAGUCAGAUUCUCCAAAGUCUUGAUUGUUGUUCAAAAUAUGCUGUAUUGCUGUAUAGCAAGCAAAUGUCUUUAUAUUUGGGAGGGGUAUUUGAAAGAUUAGGUCACAUGUUCCUAAAGUGGCAGCCAAAGGAACUCGGGGGAAGGUGCAAAUGCUGGGUAACUUGUAUUAUUAGGAAGAUCAUUUGUCUGUAAACAUUUUGUAGUGUGCUAUGGAAUUACUUGUAAUGCACAUUUGUUAAUCAAUUUUUGGUCUUUUAAACUGUUUCCAGCCCGCUCUGUGACUGUAA
Xenopus laevis (African clawed frog) is the source of this 2899-nucleotide messenger RNA. RefSeq names its product rfGAP with coiled-coil, ankyrin repeat and PH domains 2 S homeolog (gene acap2.S). Gene Ontology annotation, molecular function: GTPase activator activity. The record is from RefSeq and is a predicted model, not a curated record. The transcript is spliced from 24 exons. Gene Ontology annotation, cellular component: endosome membrane; cytoplasm; endomembrane system. The coding region runs from base 260 to 2635 and encodes 791 amino acids. NCBI's taxonomy places the organism in Eukaryota, Metazoa, Chordata, Amphibia, Anura, Pipidae.